GCCGGAUUAUGUAAUUUGUCCUCGAGUAGGUCGUGGACUGCCAGCACUGAACACUGUUCGCUCGCUCAUUCUCCGUUCGCCUGUUGAGCACUCAUCAAAACAUCUUCGUUUCCAUCGCCUUCCACUUUGAUAGCUUCAUUGCUGCUUAGCAUCCUUUGGUUUCCCGAGUUAUUGCGAGCCUCUGGUUUUCCAAUUUGCUAUCGACUUGCAGGUGGGUUGCCCCAGGCAGUUGAUCAGCCCAGACUCGGCACCCUUCUCCCUGGCUCCCUCGCUUUCAAAUGGCCCUUGGUGGUGGUGUUGCCCUUCAUGGUUGCUCUCAGCCGAGGAUGACAGCGACAGAGGACAGGACACCUGGACAACUCUUGCAGUUGAUGCCAUUGAGGAACUACUGCAAGCGGGUGAGUUGAUUGUAAGAAAGUGGAGAGCGCUGACGCAUCAUUUGGGCAGACGGCCGACCCCGGUGUCGACGACCUCAAAGGAGCCAACCGAGACUUCCCUCGCCGAGCUUGCCUUGUGGUGCCUCUUGUUAGCUACCUGCUGCUGCCAGCCAUCACUGAACGAAGCAAGCGAGAAAGGACAAAGCAUCAAGUUUGUUCAAUUCCAGACGAAGCAAACCGAUAGAAUCAAGGAGGAGUAUAUCUGCGGCCGGUUGUGGUAGUCAGGCCUGGUUGUUCAGCUAUCGACUGGCACUGGCUCUGAGGGUUUGGGGUACUAUGUAAAUCUUGUCGGGUAGGUUGAUGCGCUCCUUCCCAUGUUGGACCCCUAUCCCAUGGCAGCACCACCCAUGGCACUUUGGGAAUCGCAAUACUUGCGGAUGCGAAAGGAGUGCCGUUGCCUUUUGCAAAGUCGCUGCUUGCCCUUCUUCCCUUCCACCACCUCGUCAGCAACCCUUUCCUCCCCCAAACAUGAACAGAGCGCCACUCGUCAUGUGGCAAUUUCCUGAUCUGCCGGCUUCUCAAGGCUUCUGGAUCACCCUCCUCACAGUUCUGCUCGGUUUCCUCGCCCGCCAGUGGAUUCUCAAGCUAACCUUGUCGGCUUAUCGUUCGACCAUAGGACGUGAACAUUCUUCCAAAAUGUCCGCCGACACGGUGUCUACGCUGUUUCCCGGUCGACCGAUACGACCCUUGCCGAAGAGACCGUUGCGGGAACGCCUCUCGGCCGAAGUCGCCAGCUCGAUCCAGUAUCCUCGAGUCCCGCAGACCGUUCACCCGCUCUUCUCAUACCCCUGCCCACCGGCAGAUGCUCAACCGUCUCAGUUGUCCGGGCUCACCGGCGAGCCUGGCCAACAGUCACGAGCUGGAACCGGAGCAGAUGAUGUUUCGAUCAGGCGGGCAAACCGAGUGCCUCUCGACUCCACAAGCCGUCUCUCACGCCCCGUGGUCAAGACCGAGUUCAGCAGGCACGGAAUACCAUACCCUCCGAAUUCAGCGUCAUCUUCAGCCGAUGGAUACGACACCUUUGAGCACACCAACAACAAGAAAAAGCGCAAGAUUCCAUCAGCUGCCGAGAUGCUUUCGAAUAGAGCACAUCACAGCAGCGAGUCGCUUCCAAGCUCUGGUUCACUUGCUGUGCAGCCUUUGGACGCCCAUGACGAAGAACCGCCUGGGUGUACAACCUAUUAUGGACCUGGAUUCCGAGGAACGUACGGCAUGUGCAAUAUGUACAACGUGGCGGGGCCAGGUCGUGGCCGGUAUGGACGUCCGAGAAGCGGGCGGAGUCCGCUCCGGCCACUGCCGGAUACGAGUAACAGUUGGGUCGGGAGAGUCAAGGCACGUCCGGUGCAAUGGAAUGGCAAGCCACCAACUGAAAACACUGGCAUCAUUUCCAGUGCCAUUGCCAACGCUGAGAAACUGCCCCCUCAUCAAGGCCGAGAAAACAUCAGUCUUCUGAACCAGCAACUGAAUACGAAACGGACUCCAGCAACCAGCCAGUUCACAUUCAGUUGUGGUUCGGCAGUAACGGCUUGGCCCGGCCGAGUGGUGCCACAACAGUCUAUGAACAUUCGUCCACCUCUGGUGAACGGCGUCCGUGGCACCCAGGUGUCUCAAACCGCCUACGCUCCAUCAACCCUGCCCCAGCCUGCGCAUGUUUUACCAAAAGACACGGCUGCCAAGUCAGCAGGCAACACCCAUGCACGACCGGUUGCCAAUCCCAAGCCCGCUCGCCGCAACGCUGCCACUGAGUACCUGGCCGCUGCCAGAGCACGCCGCCAGGCAAAGCAAGAAGAGAACAGACGGCAUCCCCCCAAACCCGAGGAUAUUUGGAUCUGCCACUUCUGCGAGUAUGAGGACAUCUUUGGACAUCCGCCCGAGGCUCUCAUCCGUCAGUAUGAGAUCAAGGACCGCAAGCAGCGGCAGCUGGAGCAGCGACGUCGAGCUCAAUGGGAGAGGAUGAAGAAAGGCAAGCACAAGGGAAAGAAGAACAGCAAGCUUCACAACAAGAAUAUUAAUGCUGUACAAGAGCCUGCGGCCGUUGACAGCCAAGGAGCAUCCGACAGUCAGGGCACGCAGAGCGAGGAGAACUAUAACGACGACGAAGAGUGCGAGGAUAAGGAGUGUGAGGGCGAAGAUGCUGGGUAUCCCGACUGUCCCGCCGAGGUGCCUGGCCGCCGUCAGCAGUUCCCGAUCCGCCCUGGCGGCAACCAUGACAUACCGGGCACAUAACCCCGGCCCCCUCCCCCAACUUUUACCGGCAACCCUCUCAUUUCUCACGGCAGCAUGGAUAAACGUUUUCAAAUUGCGCAUACGGUCUGCGCGCAUAAUAUUGUUAGUUGGUCAUUCUGAGCCAUGAGGUAUAGGGUUGGCGGGCGGAUGGACCGGAGGGGGCAUCCUUUUCCACCACAAUAGCGUCAUGUUAGAUUAAUGUACUGCACCGCACUGCACCACUGUUUCCCCCCCAACCACGCUCCCCUCUUACUGUACAGCAUGUACGAAGCAACACACCAAACAGGCCUUCUAUUGCCCUAACCCCCUUGUUUAAGAACUGAAUCACCUGUUUUAGUCUUGACUCUCAUGUUGGUUGUAUUAGUAUUGUUUUACUGGGGAGAGAAAUAGAUAGAUUGGCGGUAAUACAGACUUCUUGAUGCGUCAUGAUGUAAUAAGUCGAUGAGAGCUGAGAACUUGGAUGCGAUUGAAGAUUGGACGAGAUGUUACGAGACAGCCUUUCCAUGUGACGGUCUGAGACCAGGGGCCUCUCUGGUGGUCAGAGGCCAUUGGCUUCUAGAAGCAUGUGUGGAAAACGUGGA
Messenger RNA from Podospora pseudocomata, 3244 nucleotides. RefSeq lists its product as uncharacterized. The transcript is spliced from 2 exons. NCBI's taxonomy places the organism in Eukaryota, Fungi, Ascomycota, Sordariomycetes, Sordariales, Podosporaceae. Bases 738 to 2663 code for a protein of 641 amino acids. The record is from RefSeq and is a predicted model, not a curated record.